AUUUCGCUCACCAAAUAGGGCCCAAAUCAUGGCCGACCCGGCCCACACCCUUUCUCCAAACCCCCAUGCCAGUUCCAAAACGGCGCGGCAUUUCUUCCGUCUCGGAAUUCAAACAGCAAAGAUUCUACAAACUCCUUGAUGGUAUUAAUACUCUAAUUUACCCCCAAAAAAAGCUUCAAAGCAGACACAGGACCGGUAUAUAGCAGCAAAAUUGAAGGUUAAAUUGGACUCAAUAUACGCUCCAAGUCGAUGGACUCCUGAAUGUAAUGAUCUCCCUCCCUGCCGCUGCUGCUGCCUAAUGGACGACGUUGAUCGCUUAUUUGAAUGCUUCAAAUGCGGCAUUUCUCCCCCUCAAUCAGCAAUAAGAGAAAGGAAAAAGGGAAAGCAGACAGUGAAGCAAAAUGAUACAUUGGAAAAGCUAUCAACAUCUUCCGAUAUUUUUUCAUCAAGAUCAAAGGGAAAGGUCCAAAAUGCAACAGAUGUUGAGCUCUGCCUACAAAAUACCAGUUCAUCAACAACAAAGAUACAAAGUCUUAAGAAGGGAUCACAGUUCUCUCCCCUUGUGUUUUUUGGUUCUCCACAUGGAGUUCCUCCAAAAAGACCAGCUCGUUUGUUGCGGCUGUUGAAUGAAAUCCGUGUAGAUUUUAACGAGCAAAAUAAAUUAAGUCAAGAUAUAUGGGCCACAUUUCCAAGGCAAGAUGAAGCGAUGAAGUAUGCAAAAGAGCAAACUGAUGCUCGUGUUUUCAGUUACCAGGAUCAUGUGAAUGGUCAAAGAAGAUUCCUCGUGUCCACAUAUAAAGAGUUCUGGAGAAGGUACAAAACUAUGAAUCCUAAAUUUCGGCACCACUAUGAAGUUAUCCAGGAGGGACUGCCAUGCCAUCUCUACUUUGAUCUGGAGUUCAACAAGAGAGAGAAUGCGGAUAAAAAUGAAGAUGAAAUGGUUGACCUUCUUAUACAGGUCAUCUUUGAUGCAGUCAAGGAAAAGUACAGUCUUGAAGGAAACAAUGAUUGGGUUGUGGAGCUCGAUUCCUCCAAUGCAGAAAAAUUUUCUCGUCAUUUAAUAAUCCGAUUUCCAAAAGCUGCUUUCAAGGACAACUCGCAUGCAGGUGCAUUUGUUACAGAGAUAUGUUCAAGGAUCAGUAGCAUAAGUGAACAUGAUGGAAGAUUUAGAAAGCUUUUUGUCUCAAAGGAUUCAAGUUCAACUGAUAUUCCAUUUCAGCUGUUUGUGGAUAAAGCUGUCUACUCUAGAAAUCGCUGCUUUCGCCUAGCCUUGUCAUCUAAAGCAGGGAAGAGUUCUGUGCUUCUUCCAAGUGGACGUUUUAAAUGUAAGGACAUGUCUGAGGAAGAAGUCUUUAUGGCAUCCUUGAUUUGCAAUAUGGAUGCUGAUUUGGAGAAGCUACUGAUCUGCACAGUGGAUCUAGAUUGUAUGAAGGCCCUUCAAUUUGAUACAGAGAGUACCAGGAGUUUCCAACAGCAUUCUGCUGUUUCAUUGAAUUUUGACCUAAAUGCUUGUACAAGUGAUGAUCCUUCAAAAACUUAUUUGACGGGAAAAUCACCGUUCCCAUAUCUGGAUGUGUUUGUAGAGUCUGUUGCUUCAAUUGGAAAUAUACCAGCAUAAAAUGAUGCACUAAUUUCAACAUGACGAAUGCAAGAUAAUCAAUACAUGGAUUAUGGCAGGAACAAAACAUUGUCUAUAAAUGCAUAAUUUAACACUGAACUAUGGAGCAUGUUUCACUCAAUUUUUGGACUUAGCUGGCUCAUGCCAUGUAGUGUUAAAGAUGCAUAUGAAAGCUGGAGUGCAUGGAGCGUUGGUAAAUCCAUCAGGUUUAUCUGGAGAAUGGUAUCUGCCUCAUUUUUUUUGUCGUAUUUGGACAAAAAGGAAUCAUAGAUACUUUAAUGGUAUUUCAACUCCAUUAAAGUUGAAACAUGAGGAAUUGCCGAACCAACGAAACAGUCCUUCUCCUACAAUGGCAUACAGAGUUUCGGGCGCUUGACACUUGGACAAAUGCCUUCUUGGUUAACCAAACACUACUCCCAAAACAUUUAAUAACAUACAACUCAUUGGCCCGUUUUAUAAAUAUUAAAUUGUUAAUUGUGUGGCUGUUUGGCCCAUAAUAUCCUUUAUCAUCAAGUCAUGAAACAUAAACGUAAAUGAAAGCUCUUAAAGUCAUGUAAAUAUGAAUAUAAAUAGAAUGUUUUAAAAACUCAUGGAUAACAUGAAGACACUUGGGUACCAUUAUUUCAUGUAAGUAUGACACAUAGAGAGGAAAUUCUUGAAUCUAAAUCAUGCUUGAGUCGAUACAAGGUUCAAUAACAUAACGUCAUUGAAGUUGAAUCGUAGGAGACACUAGACCUGAGUAUAGUAGAAGAGUCAGGACAGGGCCUCAAUGUAUUGUGAAGUGGAGGCCUAGUGGGAAGGUUUGCCAUUUUGAAUGUCUGAACUUGCAUUGUGAAAUGUAGCACACUCGGCAAAAGAGAUGUCAAUAUCGUGGAAUAGCACUCGUAUGAUAAGACAUAAGAUAGGCAAUAAAGCUCAUGAAGAUAGGGACAUAAAACAUGACAUGGUAACAUAGGAAAACUAAGAAACAUUUAUAUAGUUCAUUAUGCAUAGUAUCUUUUUUAAUAUUUGAGAUGACAUCAUUAUCUUUUUUAGUCUCUGGGAUACUAUCUGCCGCAUACGCGAGACAGAAAGUGUAACUACCGAAGCUCUUUCAACUUGUCCUGUCUUUGGAUAAGUAUUGCGGGCCUUUGUGCUUAGCACUACAAUGAUAUAGUGGUGGAAUACUAUCUGCUUGUUCGGGCCUUCGUGCUUAGCACAAUCAUAAUAUAAUGGUGGAAUACUAUUUGUCGUAUUCAAGCCCUUAUGCUUAGCACAAUCAUAAUAUAAAUUGGUCAAAACAUGUAUGUAGCCAUUCUUGUGGAUCACAUUACAUUAACCUCUGUGGAUCAGUUUUUAUUCAUAGUCAUAGCAUUAUUGAAUAGGUAUCAUUUUGACAUUAGAUAUUUCUAUAAGAGAGAUGUAUGAACUUGACAUGGAGGCAUGGUAAGUGUAUAAAACAAUUGUAAGACCAAUAACAUUAUAUGAGAGUGAAUAUUGGGCCUUUAAGGUCCAACAUAUCCACAAGAUGAGUGUUGCAAAAAUAUAAAUGUUAAGGUAAGUGUAUGAUUAGAAAUGAGGACAUACAAGUAAAGUUACUGACUGAAGAUGAAAUGAUAGAGGGUCAUUUGACGUGGUUUGGUCAUGUUUUAUGUAGAUCUGCAGAUACACCGUUCUGUGGUGAUAUCAGAAUGAUUGAAGGUGUUAAAAAAUGGAGACAAGAUAGCUCUAAAAUAACAUAGAAAUUAUCACGAAAGACCUACAAUAAAAGAAAGUUGACUCCAAAAACCUACAAUAUCUUAAAAUCAUUACUAAUUUAGUGAAUUUGAACACAAUGAAAGAAAAAGAUUUAUAUAGGCAGUAUCAACUAGUCAGGUUUAAGUCGUUAGUCAUGCUGGUGAACUUACAUUAGGUCCAACUUCUAAGAGUUUUUUAAAUCUUGUUACGUAUUUGUAUUUCUUUGGAAAAUAUAGAUAACCUGUUAGAGAACCUAAAUUUGAAUGAAAUGGGUUCAGAAGGAGCAAUACUGAGAAUGAGGAUUCAUAUAGCCGAGACCAACUAGCUUUGGAUUGAACGCUAGUAGUUGGUGCUGUGAACUACCUGUGUGCCUUGCUGUGCCAUGACUGUCUUCAUCAUUUUGAUGCUUGGAUGUCAAAGAUAAUGUUCUAGUUCCAGUUUUCUACUAGUCAAUGCUUAAAAGCUGUAGCAGUCUACAUGUGUCUUGAGCAUGGAACCGAGUAUUACUGCUUACUUUCUUUCCAUUAAUUUCU
Molecule: messenger RNA, 3867 nt
Organism: Solanum tuberosum (potato)
Lineage: Eukaryota; Viridiplantae; Streptophyta; Magnoliopsida; Solanales; Solanaceae
Product: DNA-directed primase/polymerase protein
Exons: 12
Coding region: 299-1618 (439 amino acids)
Biological process (GO): response to UV; error-prone translesion synthesis; mitochondrial DNA replication
Cellular component (GO): nucleus; mitochondrial matrix
Molecular function (GO): DNA-directed DNA polymerase activity; chromatin binding
Source: RefSeq, a predicted model, not a curated record